Molecule: messenger RNA, 14678 nt
Organism: Zalophus californianus (California sea lion)
Lineage: Eukaryota; Metazoa; Chordata; Mammalia; Carnivora; Otariidae
Gene: GRIN2A
Product: glutamate ionotropic receptor NMDA type subunit 2A
Exons: 14
Coding region: 881-5275 (1464 amino acids)
Biological process (GO): long-term synaptic potentiation; monoatomic ion transport; synaptic transmission, glutamatergic
Cellular component (GO): postsynaptic membrane; plasma membrane; postsynaptic density membrane
Molecular function (GO): NMDA glutamate receptor activity; transmitter-gated monoatomic ion channel activity involved in regulation of postsynaptic membrane potential
Source: RefSeq, a predicted model, not a curated record
CGAGGGACUGCGGGGUCUGCCUCGGCCCGCCUCCGGGGAGGGCGGCUACGGGCGGGAGAUGCUUUCACCCGCUGGAGCUCCAAGCCUCUCUGGCUGUCGCGGGGGCUGCUGCGUCUAGUCGACUGAGAACAAGUCCCUAAGUUGGCGUGGGGGCGCCCCUGCCUUCCUCCUCCUCUUCCUCCGAGGCCACCGCAGCAGAAGCACGCCCCAGAAGCCCGGCUUUGCCAGUGCUGUGAACCAGGGUGGCUAAGCGCUCUCCGGACUCCCGUCGGGAAAUGGGGAGCUGAACGCCUGGCGGCGAGCUGGCCCCGCAGCGAAGGGCCCAGAGGGAGCUGCCAUCCCCCGCCCGCGCCUCUCUCCGGCGGGGACCGCGGGGAUCCCCGGCCACACGCGCGCGCGCGCUCCCACACUCACUCACACACACACUCGCCCUCACACACACCACCAGCUCGGAGCCUGGGCUGCGGAGAGGGCUGUCGGGCGAGCUCAGAGGACCGGGCAGCUGCUGUCCGGAGUGGGGCAGGAAGCCGAGCUCCGGCUUUUGGAGGGAGGUGCUGCGGGGUUGGCCGGAGCAUGGGGCUGGGUGAGCGCUGAGAGUCGCGGCCGCAGCCAUCAGCCCUGGAGAUGACCAGGAGCGGCCACUGCUGAGAACUAUGUGGAGAGAGGCUGCGAGCCCUGCUGCAGAGCCUCCGGCUGGGAUAGCCGCCCCCCGUGGGGGCGAUGCGGACAGCGCGGGACAGCCAGGGGAGCGCGCGGGGGCCGCAGCAUGCGGGAACCCCCUAAACCCGGUGGCUGCUGAGGCGGCCGAGAUGCUCGUGCGCGCAGCGCGCCCCACUGCAUCCUCGACCUUCUCCGGCUACAGGGACCGUAAGUGGCGACUAUGGGCAGACUGGGUUAUUGGACCCUGCUGGUGCUGCCGGCCCUUCUGGUCUGGCGCGGUCCGGCGCAGGGCACGGCGGCGGAGAAGGGUCCCCCGGCACUAAACAUUGCGGUGCUGCUGGGUCACAGCCACGACGUGACGGAGCGCGAACUGCGAAACCUGUGGGGCCCUGAGCAGGCAGCAGAGCUGCCCCUGGACGUGAACGUGGUAGCCCUGCUGAUGAACCGCACAGACCCCAAGAGCCUCAUCACACAUGUGUGCGACCUUAUGUCUGGGGCGCGCAUCCAUGGCCUUGUCUUUGGGGACGACACCGACCAGGAGGCCGUGGCUCAGAUGCUGGAUUUUAUCUCUUCACAGACUUUCAUCCCCAUCCUGGGCAUCCACGGGGGCGCAUCUAUGAUCAUGGCUGACAAGGAUCCGACGUCAACCUUCUUCCAGUUUGGAGCGUCCAUCCAGCAACAAGCCACGGUCAUGCUGAAGAUCAUGCAGGAUUACGACUGGCACGUCUUCUCCCUGGUGACCACCAUCUUCCCUGGGUACAGAGACUUCAUCAGCUUCAUCAAGACCACCGUGGACAACAGCUUUGUGGGUUGGGACAUGCAGAACGUGAUCACCUUGGACACUUCCUUUGAGGACGCAAAGACGCAGGUCCAGUUGAAGAAGAUCCACUCUUCUGUCAUCCUGCUCUACUGUUCCAAAGAUGAGGCUGUCCUCAUCCUGAGUGAGGCCCGCUCCCUGGGCCUCACUGGCUAUGAUUUCUUCUGGAUCAUCCCCAGCUUGGUUUCUGGGAACACAGAGCUCAUCCCAAAGGAGUUUCCAUCAGGACUCAUUUCAGUCUCCUAUGACGACUGGGACUACAGCCUGGAGGCAAGGGUGAGGGAUGGCCUGGGCAUCCUCACCACUGCUGCAUAUUCCAUGUUGGAGAAGUUCUCUUACAUCCCCGAGGCCAAGACCAGCUGCUACGGGCAGACGGAGAAGCCGGAGGCCCCACCACACACUCUGCACCAAUUUAUGAUCAACGUGACAUGGGAUGGCAAAGACUUGUCCUUCACUGAGGAAGGCUAUCAGGUGCAUCCCAGGCUGGUGGUGAUUGUGCUGAACAAGGACCGAGAAUGGGAAAAGGUGGGAAAGUGGGAGAACCAGACGCUGAGCCUGAGGCACGCCGUGUGGCCGAGGUACAAAUCCUUUUCAGACUGUGAGCCGGAUGACAACCAUCUGAGCAUCGUCACCCUGGAGGAGGCCCCCUUUGUCAUCGUGGAAGACAUAGACCCGCUGACCGAGACGUGCGUGAGGAACACCGUGCCAUGUCGGAAGUUCGUCAAAAUCAACAAUUCAACCAAUGAGGGCAUGAAUGUUAAGAAAUGCUGCAAGGGUUUCUGCAUCGAUAUCCUGAAGAAGCUUUCUCGCACUGUGAAGUUCACCUAUGACCUUUACCUGGUGACUAACGGGAAGCAUGGCAAGAAAGUCAACAACGUAUGGAACGGGAUGAUCGGUGAAGUGGUCUACCAACGGGCGGUCAUGGCAGUCGGCUCACUCACCAUCAAUGAGGAGCGCUCAGAAGUGGUGGACUUCUCCGUGCCCUUUGUGGAGACGGGGAUCAGUGUCAUGGUUUCGAGAAGCAACGGCACGGUCUCGCCUUCUGCUUUUCUAGAACCGUUCAGCGCCUCCGUCUGGGUGAUGAUGUUUGUGAUGCUGCUCAUUGUGUCUGCCAUCGCUGUUUUUGUCUUCGAGUACUUCAGUCCUGUUGGAUACAACAGAAACUUAGCCAAAGGGAAAGCACCCCACGGGCCUUCUUUUACGAUUGGAAAAGCUAUAUGGCUACUCUGGGGCCUGGUGUUCAACAACUCUGUGCCCGUGCAGAACCCCAAAGGGACCACCAGCAAGAUCAUGGUGUCCGUGUGGGCCUUCUUCGCUGUCAUAUUCCUGGCCAGCUACACAGCCAACCUGGCUGCUUUCAUGAUCCAGGAGGAAUUUGUGGACCAAGUGACCGGCCUCAGUGACAAAAAGUUUCAGAGACCUCACGACUAUUCCCCACCUUUCCGAUUUGGCACGGUGCCUAACGGCAGUACUGAGAGAAACAUUCGUAAUAACUACCCCUACAUGCAUCAGUACAUGACCAAAUUCAAUCAGAAGGGAGUGGAGGAUGCCUUGGUCAGCUUGAAAACAGGGAAACUGGAUGCUUUCAUCUAUGAUGCGGCAGUCUUGAAUUACAAGGCUGGGAGGGAUGAAGGCUGCAAGCUGGUGACCAUCGGGAGUGGGUACAUCUUUGCCACAACUGGUUACGGAAUUGCCCUCCAGAAGGGCUCCCCUUGGAAGAGGCAGAUUGACCUGGCCCUGCUCCAGUUUGUGGGUGAUGGCGAGAUGGAGGAGCUGGAGACACUGUGGCUCACAGGGAUCUGCCACAACGAGAAGAACGAGGUGAUGAGCAGUCAGCUGGACAUCGACAACAUGGCCGGCGUGUUCUACAUGCUGGCGGCCGCCAUGGCCCUCAGCCUCAUCACCUUCAUCUGGGAGCACCUCUUCUACUGGAAGCUGCGCUUCUGCUUCACCGGCGUGUGCUCCGACCGGCCGGGGCUGCUCUUCUCCAUCAGCAGGGGCAUUUACAGCUGCAUCCAUGGAGUGCACAUCGAGGAGAAGAAGAAGUCUCCAGACUUCAACCUGACCGGAUCCCAGAGCAACAUGUUAAAACUCCUCCGGUCAGCCAAAAACAUCUCCGACAUGUCCAACGUGAACUCCUCAAGAAUGGAUUCCCCCAAAAGGGCUGCUGACUUCAUCCAAAGAGGUUCCCUCAUCAUGGACAUGGUUUCUGAUAAGGGAAAUUUGGUCUAUUCAGACAACAGAUCCUUUCAGGGGAAAGACAACAUUUUUGGGGACAACAUGAAUGAGCUGCAGACAUUCGUGGCCAACAGACACAAGGACAACCUGAAUAACUAUGUGUUCCAGGGACAGCACCCCCUUACUCUCAAUGAGUCUAACCCCAACACGGUGGAGGUGGCCGUGAGCACAGAGUCCAAAGCAAACUCCAGGCCCCGGCAGCUUUGGAAGAAAUCCAUGGAAUCGCUGCGCCAAGAUUCCCUGAGCCAGAACCCAGUGUCCCAGAGGGACGAGGGAGCAGUGGAAAAUAGGACCCACUCCCUCAAGAGUCCCCGGUACCUUCCGGAAGAGGUGGCCCACUCGGACAUCUCAGAAACUUCGAGCCGGGCCACGUGCCACAGAGAGCCCGACAACAGUAAGAACCACAAGACCAAGGACAACUUCAAAAGGUCCGUGGCCUCCAAAUACCCCAAGGACUGCAGCGAGGUCGAGCGCUCCUAUCUGAAAACCAAAGCGAGCUCCCCCAGGGACAAGAUCUACACCAUCGAUGGCGAGAAGGAACCUAGUUUCCACCUGGACCCACCCCAGUUUGUUGAAAACAUGGCCUUGCCCGAGAACGUGGACUUCCCAGACACGUACCAGGACCCCAGCGAAAACUUCCGCAAGGGGGACCCCGCGCUGCCCACGAACAGGAACCCCCUGCACAAUGAGGAUGCGCUCCCCAACAAUGACAAACAUAAAUUCUACUCCAAGCACUUCACCCUGAAAGACAAGAGCUCCCCUCACAGCGAGGGCAGUGACCGGUACCGGCAGAACUCGACACACUGCCGGAGCUGCCUGUCCAACCUGCCCACCUAUUCGGGCCACUUCACCGUGCGGUCCCCCUUCAAGUGCGAUGCCUGCCUGCGGAUGGGCAACCUCUACGACAUCGACGAAGACCAGAUGCUCCAGGAGACAGGGAGCCCGGCCGCCCAGGAGGAGGUCUACCAGCAGGACUGGGCACAGAACAGCACCCUCCAGUUCCAGAAGAACAAGCUCAGGAUCAGCCGUCAGCACUCCUACGAUAACAUUGUCGACAAGCCCAGGGAGACCGACCUCAGCAGGCCCUCCAGGAGCAUCAGCCUCAAGGACCGGGAACGGCUUCUGGAGGGAAAUUUGUAUGGGAGUCUCUUUAGUGUCCCCUCCAGCAAACUCUCGGGGAACAAGAGCGCCCUCUUCCCCCAGGGUCUGGAGGACAGCAAGCGGAGCAAGUCCCUCUUGCCGGACCACACCUCCGAUAACCCUUUCCUCCGUUGCUAUGGGGACGACCGACGCUUAGUCAUCGGGAGAUGCCCCUCGGACCCUUACAAACACUCGCUGCCGUCCCAGGCCGUGAACGACAGCUACCUUCGAUCGUCCUUGAGGUCAACAGCAUCGUACUGCUCCAGGGACAGUCGAGGCCACAACGACGUGUACAUUUCGGAGCAUGUUAUGCCUUAUGCUGCAAAUAAGAACAGUAUGUACUCUACCCCCAGGGUUUUGAAUUCCUGCAGCAAUAGACGUGUGUACAAGAAAAUGCCUAGUAUUGAAUCUGAUGUUUAAAACCUUCCAUCAAUGUUUUAUCUAUAGGGAAACAUACGUAACUGGCCGAUGUGCUGGAGGGUAAAUGUCGGAUGUCCGAUGGUGCCCUGCCAAGAGGAAGAGGAUUUAGGAAGGUAUUUUUUUUUUUUUUUUUUUGUUGGUUCUUUUGCACAUGGCUCCAUGCCAUAGUCUUCCACUCAAGGAAUCUUGUGAGGCGCGUGCUGAGCAUGGCAGAUACCAGAUAGGUGAGUCCUCAACCAAAAACACACACACACACACAAGGGCAUGUCUCCCGGACAUGCCCACUAGGUAUGUUGGCAAUAAGAAUGUGUUGGAUGCUGAUGGUGAUGCUAUGAUUUCCUAUAUUCCAAAUUCCAUUAAGACCGGUCCACCAUGUGCUCCCCUCAUCAGAAAUGCCUAGUGGUCUCUCUCAUUCCGAAUAAGCAAUAUGGUAUGCAUGUACCCCUGACUCAGACAAAACAGUUAGGAAUGCGUCUGCACCGUAGCGAGAUUGACGUGCAAGAGAUUAGGAAGUUUGGCCUUGUACCCAUUUUCAGCCUUCAUGUUAUGCCUCCCAUCACUGCCCAGGCCCAACCACAGAACUCCAGGCUCCCCCCCAAAGAAUAGCAAAUCCGUGUGUUCACAGUCACUAUGCUACCUUCAUUAGAGUCCAUUUCCAAGACACAUCUGGAGUAAGGGGCCAGAAGGACCCUCAGGCGGAGAGCUCCGAGCAUCUCUUUGGAUGUCAGCUUGUGCGUCUCACAGAACACUCUCACCCUUGGCUUCGAUGGUCUUGUUCAGAGCUGCACAAACACACCCAUGUCUCCGAUACCUAACUGGUGGAUCUCCUGUCUCUGACACAGCGGCUGUUGUAGUUUAUCCUGAAGACUCCUGUGUACGUAAGUUUGCGUGUCCCCCCCUUCUGGUGACGACUCAGGGUUGUAUAGUAUCUGUUACCCCUUCUUCCCUCCCAGACUGACCAUAACUCGUUCUGUCCCCGAAAGGCCAGGGCGGCGUCUAAUUACGUGUUACGUGUUGCUAUUCCCAGAGCUGUUAACGUGGUGGCACCCACCAGCAGCCAAAUGUGUCCUGUGAUCUGUAAGAAGUUCAGUGCCAGCCAUCUGCUGAAGCCUAGCCCUACCUGUUGCGUUUCUCUUCCUUCACGUCAUGAAAUUCAUUUGGAUGCUCGUUUCCACCCCAACCUCCUCAGAUCAAAAGCCUUCAAAACAUGAGAGACACUCAUCCACCCUGAGCAUCCUCCAAAUUGUGGGUCACCUUUAGUGGCAAAAGUGAUUUCUCUCUUCUGAAAUUUUCGCUCUUUUGGAGUCAAAACCGCUUCACUAGCACCAACGGGAAUCUAUGAAAAAUUCUCCAAAGCAUUUGUCAUUUCCAAGUGACCCCCCCCCCCCACUGUCUCAUUCUUACUUUACUCAGACCUGUGCCUAUGUGACCUGGAAUGAGACUCAUUUAAAAACACUGGGGGAGGAAGGGAAGUCUGCAGCAUGGCCUGACGCCGAGAACGUGCUGAGGACACAAAGGUAGUUGUUAUGUGAUAACAGACCAGAAUUCUGUAGUUUAAAAAUUAAGUAUUAUAAAACCCACAGACAAUGUUAAACCUUUUUAGUGUAUGUUAACUUUACGAAUGUCCCUGAAAUAGCUAGGGUAACUAGCCGUCCGGUCCGGUAGCCGCUGAGUCCGGAGACAGGCUGCAGACAGCCUAGGCAAACUAGCCUGCCCUUCUCCUGGUUUCCUCCUGCAUUUUGCUUUGGGUUCUUGGAGAAGGGCACAGACUGGCAAGCUGAAAAGUCACCCUGUUUCUUUUACUUACAGCGCGUUCUGUUCUGUAGGUAGUGUUUUCCUGCAAGUGGGCAGGUGCCAGGAAUAAUUCUCUUAGAGCUUGAGGAUUCAGUGAAUGGCUUCAUCUUUGGGCAGGUGCAUCCAGUAAUGAUAAGUGGUUACAACGAGUUUCGGGAUCAUCGGUGGGGAGGCAGAGGUGGCCAUGGGCGAGUAGGUCUUCCCGUCAGAAGGGGAGGGCUAGGCACUGCUGACAAAUGUACCUGAACAUUGCAUUUUCUUUCUCGGAUGUUGCUUCUGCUGCCCCAAGGCCCAAGAAUGGAGAAGCCCAGACUGAAGGGCCUCACCUCCAUUCCUACUCUUAGGCACACUCCUGGCUGUCUUGUCUUUUAGAACUUUCUGCCUUUGCCCUCCCAUUGCUUUCCAGACCCACAUUCCCCCAGCCAGGACCACCUCAUUUCCCCCACAAGACUGGCGUGUCAUGACAUGAAAUGAAUUAAAAAGUCUCCCCAGCACACAGAGCUGUGGUAUGUCAUUAAUCCAAAGAGGCUUUCUGUCUUCUUCCUGUGUCCUCAAAACCCCAGGGUGGGGGUGGGGGCUGCAAAAAGUGACAGAGACCUCCAGGGAGAACGCGAAUUACACUCAGAACUGUUCCAUAGAUCAAAAACCCUUCUUCUAACAACAGCAUUAUUUCUGCUGUUAACCCUAUGCUUCUUUAGAUUAAAAAAAAAAAAACCAAAAACUAAAAAUGGGGCUUUUGGAAGAACCAUCAGUACCGUGCUUCCUUUAAUACCCAACGCAUUUUUAAAAAGAAACACUGAGCAUUGGAAUGCUAUCUAUAAUGAAUACAUAAUUUUCCUCCUCCACAAAUUCAUCGACUCUUAAUUAUGAUGAUCCCAAGCAUAAGAAAACUGACCGCUGAUCAGACAGGCCAUCUGCCAAGUAAAAGAUAACGACAUAGAACUAUUCGAAGGUGAUUUAAGUCAGUUCUGUUCUUUGGAAGCAGAAAGUCAAAGACAUAAAUAGAAAGCCCUCCAACUCUGGACCCCUUACAGAGGGUUCCUGUGACAUCCCAGCCUGAGAUCUGGGAGCUGUUGAUGCCAAAGAGCCGGCAUGCCUGAGCCCCCGAAUCGUGCCCGAGUUUCACCUGACUCAAGCCAGAGCCGGCAUCCAUAACCGUACCGCAAUGACUCUAAGUGGCCUUCUCCCCUUGAGAAGGGCCCAACAGGUAUGCCUAAAUGCAGGUGCUCACGUUUCUGUCGAUGAGUAACGGUACACACAUGCCCAACUUAAAAUAGUCUGGGUAAGAAGAGAGUCUUCUGGGGCAUGAAUUCUACCCUGGAGCCCUUGGAGUUCCUAGAACAUAGUCUACCUGGUCCUUCUACCUGUAGGUCUCAGACUACUUCUGGCUUCAGUGCUCCCAGAAGACAGCUCCCUAACGGGUCUGUUUUUCUGCCAGCACGGCUCCCGCGAGAGGUACAGGAUUAUGAUAAUCUCCCCACUCUCCCGUCCUUUGCAAUUUCACUCCGUAAUGGCAGCCAGCACCAUGACCGGGGUCUUGGGGAUUAUACCUGGUUUCUCUCCUCUGUCACAGAGAGCCUGAGAACUUUUCAUACUCAGCUGCUCUGAGGAGACCAUUAAAAGGCCCCCACUGCAGCAAAAUCAGUCACAUUGACUCACACUUAUUUUCAAGGGAGAAACAGGAAAAUUACACCUUGUUUACAAACGAAGUAGUUUCACUUACAUGGGACUCUGGCCAAGGCAGUUAAUUAGCCAAAAGAUCCAUAGCAGCCAUAUAGCCCCACAUUGUUUAUUCUACUGGGUAUGCCUGCCACUGAUGUGUAUUUAAUAUUCUGCGUCCUUCUCAGGAAAUGACAAAUGCCCUGAAUUCUUUGCAAAUGCUAAUGUAAAAGGGGGGGAGUUGGUGUUAAUUAAAUGGUGAUUAAAAAUUUAUCUCCUUUAAACCUAAAAAGUGCAGCUCUAAUAAUCAGUCGUCAUAUAAAUAAAUACAUUGCACUGAAAUCCCAUACGGUGUAAGACCUAAAUAAACACGAACUGGAGAAACCUAAGUAUCUCUCAGAAGAGCUGAACAGAUGUGUUAACUCCAGGUGCAUCCCUAUCCUGUCUGCUUGUGCAUAGAUGUCACACGUGAAUCCUUGCAAAGGGGACAGGAGUUGUUUCUGAAGCAGAGCCCACCUGUAUGAACCGUGGCUGGAGUGGACGGAAUUGGAGUUCAGUGGCGGGCCGGGGGGCACCGAGUCCGUGGAAACACAACUCAUUGGUUGGUGUUUAAUAGGAGUUAAGGAUUCCACGUGACAGUGGUUUUCAGCGCAAAAGCAGUAUUUUCACUUGAGACAAAAUUAGACCUUACGGAUGCCCCACAUUCUUUUGGUCGGCAGGGUCGGAAGCGCUGGGUGAGAGGUUCAGUGGGGUCUACACCAACACGCAGGUGUGCUUUUCCACUUCACCCCUUCACAUCGUACUGUGUUCACAUCAGGUCAUAGCAGAUGAGGGCAGUUGGCCACCUGAUACACAUCGGAGGAGAGCAAAGACACCCCUCCUGCCAAUACCAAUGCUCUUGUACACAUGUACAUAUACUCUAUACAUGCUUGAUUUCUACCACUCACACGUCAAGUGUGUUAUCCAAAUACAAUUGUAUAUAAUGUAAACUAUAUGUUAAAAAUUAGGUCGUGAUGAUGGUUAUUAACAUGUGGAAAACCCAUUCUGGUUAUCAAUGGGCUGAUAUUUAGGAAGAGAGGAUGCUAUUGUUUUUAUUUAAAAAAAAAUUAUCUAUGUUCUAGGGAGGAUGGCAGGGCCCAAGUGGGAUUUGGGUACUGGUGUUCUUGGCCUCCUUUCAAAAAAGCUAUCUGGGGUUCGGGGUGUGAUACAUGUUCCUCUCACAUUAACUUCUGAAGACGAUGCUGAUAGGGACGCGCGGGUGAUUUCUGUGAACCCACCGAAGGGCAGAUUCCCUGUGUAAAUUCCUUAUUCUCUUCCCUGUCCCCGCUUGCUCUGCGCCCAAAAGUACUCUGGAGAGAGCAUCAGCUAAAGGUGCCUGCCCAGAAGGGUCUUAGAAAAAUAGAACUUCUAGAACUAUGCCAAGAUUUGGAGGAAUGGAGAUGAGAAAAUUAAGAGACUGAGCUCCUGAAGGGGCAUAAUCUGUAUGGAAUCAUCGGAUCAACAGUAUCUAGAACCCAAGACCUUCGUGCACGGUCCAGUUAACUCCUCACCUGGUUCCCUUCCCCAGGCUGACUCAGUUCUAGGUUUCUCUCAAAAGUGUUCUCCGGGUCCCUCUGGGAUAAGAGCCAGAGAACCUCACAGAAUGGUCCCCGCUUUCUUUCCCUCUUGCCUUAUACAGACACAUACCACCCCCUCUUUAGAUUUGGUUUUCCCUUAAGCUCCCCAACACUCCCUGCCUCAGAAUCCUGGAGAAGAGAAAACUUUUCUCAGGGACCUAUUUCCUGGGAAGAGCCAACAAGGGACAUAGUUUAAAACCUCAAACCAAAGAUGAAAGCCAGUGGUGAUCAUUGAGGUGAUAGAGUUCUAUUUCUCACGAGCCAAGGAUGAACAAAAGACACCGAUCAGCUGAGAGCACUUGACCGAGUAUCUGCUCUCUUUUUAAGGCCGAUUUGGGGUUGGGAGAUGCAAAGGGAAGAGAAAACACAGUCUCUUCUCAUCAGCAGUAUACGGUCUAGAAAUUGAGCUCCCUAACGCAAAAGGCCACCGAGGGCCCACAAAACCCAAACACAGACGGAGUGUCAAAAGUAGAAAUGAUAAAUCAAGUUCUUGCCAGGAAAUAAAUAUCACACUGAUUCCAUGAUCCAACCGACCAACCCAUCCUUCCCUAGACCCAUAAGUAACCUUGGAGAAUAUAGUUGGUGCUCCUGGAGAGAUACCCUUGAUUCUUUGAACAUUCAAAGACAGUACCUGGGAAACCCAGGAGCAUCUAAGCAGGCGACCAGACUUGCCCCCCCACAUCUGUGUGCAGGAGGCGUGGAUCUGGUGCCACCGGGUUCUCCAGCCCUUGCCAGAUCCUGCCUCUUUGCAGCCCUGCUUUAUGACGUGGGCUUCCAGAAAAGGCGGAAAAGAAUUCCCCAAAGGAUUAGAAAACAGACUGCGAUGUAAAAAAAAAAAAAAAAAAAGCUAUUUCCUGAAAGCUUUUUCGUUUGAUUUUAUUUUUGUCUUAGGAAGAAUACCUUGGAUCGUUCAGGGUAUAAAUGUAUCAGGGAAGGGAGUGGGGAGAAUUCCUCAUUGAGUCCCAAGUGCCUACUGUGCGGCUGACAAAAGCGAGCACAUCAAGUUCCCUAGAGACAAAAUGGGGCAGAGAGACGGCGGAAGGAGUCAAGGUGUGUUUCAGGGAGAUGGCGGGUGCAGAGGGAGCAUCUUCUCUCUCCAUCCAUCCUGCUCUGGGCAUUGCCAGGAGUGUGGGAUCCUCUGCUGAUCUCACAUGCAUGCCUGGGGUCAGCACCUGAGCUUGGAAGUAUCAAAAGGGAUCCGCACUGAGUGCGGAUACAGUGCAGACUGUAUUCUGGGCACAUCCUAGAAUGAGAGCCUCAAAAUAACCAUAGGAUAGAAGUACGGUUGCCCCCAUUUUAUAGAUAAGGAAACUGAAGCUCAGGUCGGUCUCAGCCUCAUCAGCAACAGGAGUUUGCUAAUAAAUCCCUCAUGUUGGGCGUAUUCUUGAAGUGCCUGAUCUCCGCCAUGGAGGUCAGAAUAAAAGUUGGAAAGAGAUAUGCUGUUCUGAGGUCCCCUGGGGCUCUCUCUUGAGCUCCAGCCUCUGAGGGGAGGAGGUUUGUUAGUGUCCUACCCCCUCGUCGUCUGGUUUGGGGUGUAUUGAGAACUCCUGGGGAUCUCACCUCUGUUCACAUCCCUUCUGACACUUGAAUGCUGUUUGUGUCUCUCCCCAAACCCUUGCACUCUGAAUUCACUUUUUUGGUUGCUGGGGAGUUACUCUGUAGCAUGUGCCUAAUUUUAAAUAUCCCCUUCCGAAUCUCUCCUUUUUUUCUCCGUAGAUAUCAGGGUUCCUUCCAUUCAACACAUGCAAGUAGUAUACCCUUCCCAAGUGUGCGGGCCCCCACACCGCCCUGUGGCCCCUCAUCAGAGCCCUCCUAAACACUGUGGCCCAUUUUCAGAAAGGUCACAGUAUUUCCAAGAGGCUGUCCCUGCUAGGUCGUCACUGGCACCAAGAUAACUAUUAUUCUCUUGUUCAGUUUGCCUCACUAAUGAGUGUUGAAUUAGAAUGUUUCCAUGAUGCUUUCUGGGAGUCCAACAUGAUGGCGUGCAUAAUGCAUGGGGGGGGGGAGAUGUGGGCACGACACGGAGCCCAUGCACCCCUUUCUUGCACCGCUCCCAUGUUCUAAGCCACCCUGCUCCCGCCAGGCAUUUCUAUUUACUGUGAAUUGGGGCCACAUUAGCCCCAUUUCGUAGGUGAGGAAACAGAGCUCAGAUUUGAAGGAAUGUUUUUCUGGGAGGUUCUGCGAUUCAGUCCUUCUGGAGGGUCAGUGAAUCUAACAAAGCCCCCUUGUCACUGUCCCUGAGAAAUUCUCUAGCUGUUUACAUCUUUCAAGCUGGCAGUAAAAGGUCUCUUAAGCCAGAAAAGUUAUCAUUAUUUAAUACCUAUUUUAAGAUCCCAUCUUUGGGUCUACAAGUGCGUGACAACAUUCUCCCAGGGAUGCUGAGCUGUGCGAAACUGGAACACUCAAAAGAACCAUUUGGCCAGUAGGCUUUCUUCCCUGGGGCUGUAUUUCAAAGCACACAGCCCUCCAGGGAGCCAGAACCAAACUGUUUCCAAUGGAGUCAUUUCUCAGAUUAACUUCCUCAAAUAAGGUGACAGCAGCAUUGCAGAGACAAGACAAAACCGAGAUGAUCACUCAUCAAUCCCUCUUAGGUACCAGGUCCAUGAAACUAUAAGUUUGCAUUUCUGCAAGUCUAGAACAUUCCUCAUUAGCCAUAGCCCUGGGUCAUAACCUCCCCCAGUUAAUUCUCUCCCACACCUUUUGGGAAGGAUUUAAGACGAGCCUUCAAAGGAAUAUUAACACGUAGCCAAUACCACAGCUGCCUUUUAAAUUAAUAAGGUUAAUUGUUCUCCAGCGAACGUAAGUUUGUCUUUGGCAUUUUAAAUGCUUCUCAUUGAUCUGACAUUUUGCUGUUUCAAGAUUUUAAAGGGCUCAAAUCAAAGACUGUCGAUAGCUGAGCAAAUAGUGAAGGUCCAGAAAUAUAAAAACAUUGUCAGUUUUUCCAUGAAAAAUAAUCAUAGCUUUUUGAAUUCGACUGAGGUUUUUACAUUACAUUACAUCUAAGACCUAUUGAAUUAUUUCUAUUCUCAGUUGAGCUAACUCAAAUAAAUGAGUGGUAUUGACUUUUUAUUUAAAAAAAAAAAAACUUCUUUAAGUUUAUUAGGUUUGUAGACACAGCUCUGAAGCCAUGGCCACUAAGGAAAUGUUCCAGUUUAGAAAUUGAAGAUUCAGACUAUUCUGCGUCAAAUUCAGGUGAUCAUCUUUGAAAAUUCUGGUGGAUUUGCAAAGAUGAAGGGGGCGCUUGUAACAUUCACCUUCCCCAAAUUUUUCACUGGGAAAGGAUGCCAAUUGCCUCUUUUUUUUCCCAAUCAGAGAUAAGGUCAAGAAUAACGUUUUCAUAGCAAAUUCAGGAAACUACUCGAUACCACGAAUUACAUGGCUAGACAUGGCUCAGAUGCCUUCCAAGCCUGAGGUUCCCCAAAGAUUUAUCAGUUGUUCUUGAGCCCCGAAUCUUCAUCUUGUUCAUUCCCCUGCUCAAACCAACUUAAAAGCAUCUACUUGCCAAAUUAUUUAGUCGGUAGACUUUACUAUAGUUGAUCACAAUAGAAUGUUUGUGCAUAUGUGUUUAUGUAUAGUAUAUAUAUUUCAAGCUGAAGAUUCAGAAAGAAUUAGGCGAGUCUCACCGGUGGUUUGAGUAAGAACUAGAUCAUCAGAGACAAACAGUGGCCUUCUCAGACACAAAAAGAGGGUCAACUCUUCAUUUUUCGGUCACGUUAUGAGACCCGUUGCUUACGUAAUCCACAAGCUGGUCAUUACCCACAGGAAGUCAUGGAAUAAAGCAGCUUUGAGGACCCAUGUCUGAGUCCACCUUCCACCCAACACGGGCAGGACCGACCUCCAUAUGCAGAGGGGUUCCCAUUCACAGUGACACACUCAAACACAGUCCAAAACCCACGUCAGAACUGGCUUGAUCUCUUAUAUGGUGGAACCCCAAGCAAGCUGGGUGCUCUACUCAGUGGUCCUCAUUGGGGAACAGACGUUCACUUACCAAUCACGUCAGUUUCUACCUGUCAUGUUUUAAUCCACUGCAUGAGGAAGUGCUGAUAACUGUAUUCAAUAUUUCCAAGCAUAGCUACAAAAUUACACGUUUGCUUAACACCUUUCUAUGAUAGAGGAAGUAUAUACUAUGGUUGUCUUCUUGUAGUAUGUCUUUUCUUUCUGUUCAACGUGUUAUCAACUGUUUUAAGGAAUGGGGUUUGAAAUGUGUGUGCAAACUGAUGUGUACAUAACUCCCGAGGCAACAAAAGUGCCCAGUCCUAUGGUGUAAAAAUGUAAAUACAGGAAAAUUUCAUUUUUCUAAUAAAACUAAUUUCUGCUGAUUGAUAUGAAAACGA